Messenger RNA from Acanthamoeba castellanii str. Neff, 1428 nucleotides. Its product is annotated as histidine-tRNA ligase. The record is from RefSeq and is a predicted model, not a curated record. NCBI's taxonomy places the organism in Eukaryota, Discosea, Longamoebia, Acanthamoebidae. The transcript has 7 exons. Gene Ontology annotation, biological process: histidyl-tRNA aminoacylation. Gene Ontology annotation, cellular component: cytoplasm. Gene Ontology annotation, molecular function: ATP binding; histidine-tRNA ligase activity. Bases 1 to 1428 code for a protein of 475 amino acids.
AUGUGGCCACAUCUUUGGGGAGGGCGCCUCGUUUGUACGAGUGGCGCCUGGUCGGGGGUGGCCUACGCCGUUGGUUGGAGUGGAUGCCAUGGAGGCGCAGCGCUGGCGGGUCCGUUGUGGUUGCAACGCGGCUACGUCUCCUCGGCGGCUGCUGUAGCGACCGGCCCCGUGGGCGGUGCGCCGCGCGGGACGCACGACAUCGAGGGCGGCGAGCUGGCAGCCCACCGGUUCAUCGUGGACACCGCUCGGCGCGUAGCUUCCCGAUACGCCUUCGAGGAGGUACAAACGCCGAUGUUCGAGACGACCCAAGUGUUCCAGCGGAGCUUGGGCGGCGAUUCGGACGUGGUGAUGAAGGAGAUGUACACAUUUGACGACAAGGGCGGCAACAGUCUCACCCUCCGACCCGAAGGCACUGCCGGCGUGGUACGUGCGUUCGUGAGCAAAAAGGACUUUGGCGAUCUGCCGCGGCGCUACUUCUACAGCGGCCCCAUGUUCCGCUACGAACGACCACAAAAGGGACGCCUGCGCCAGUUCCACCAGCUGGAGGUCAACAGCCUGGGCGACGCCGAGAGCAGGGAGCGCUACCGCACGGCCUUGCGAGAGUACCUCUCCACCCAACGAACAUUCCUAUCGGCCGACUCAGUGCUUCGGUUAGAUCGAGGGAGCGAGCUGCGGGUGCUCGAUUCCAAGGACGCGUCGGACCAGCAGGUGGUGCGCGCGGCCGAGUGCCCCGUCCUGGUCGACUAUCUCAGCGAGCAAAGCCGUGACCAUUUCCAACAAGUGUGUGGCCUGUUGACCCAGCUGGACCUGAGUUUUGUGGUCAACCCUCGGUUGGUGCGCGGUCUGGACUACUACGGCCAAACAGUGUUCGAGUUUGUGGGCCAACCCGGCCCCCAGCUCGGCCCCCAGCAAGCGACCCUCCUCGCCGGUGGCGUCUACGACUCCCUCGUCUCCACGUUCGGUGGACCCGCCAUCUCCGGCGUUGGAUGGGCCGCGGGAGUGGAGAGGCUGGCGCUGGUGUUGGACCGCACGUUGGUGCCCACGCCGCCGCGACCACUCUAUGUGCUCCUGGUGGCCACCGACGACCUGGCCCCGGCCGAUGACACGAUCAGCCACCUUAACAAGCCCGCGCCUGCGCCCGCGCUGGUCGGGUACGCCAUGCGUGUGAGCGAGCAGCUGCGGAGGGACGGCUUCGUGGUGGUGCAGAAGGUGGACGGCAGCGAGGGGAGCGGCGGCAAGCUGCGCAAGUGGAUGAAGAAGGCGGUCAAGGCCAACGCCGCCGCCGCGGUGUUCGUCGGCGCCGACGAGCUCGCCGCCAACGCGGUGACCCUUAAGCUGCUCGACACCGGAGACCAGCGCACCGUGGCCCUCCCCCAGCUAGCCGACGCUUUGCACCAGCACCGGCCCAGCGCGCCAACCUUUUUGUAA